Rhopilema esculentum is the source of this 4843-nucleotide messenger RNA. RefSeq names its product CD151 antigen. Lineage: Eukaryota; Metazoa; Cnidaria; Scyphozoa; Rhizostomeae; Rhizostomatidae. The record is from RefSeq and is a predicted model, not a curated record. Gene Ontology annotation, cellular component: plasma membrane.
GCCCCCUAGAAUUCAAGAGGAUACUAUUGUUGAUUCUUCCGAAGAAUUCCCAGAGCAUAAUGGCAUUGUUAUACUAUGUUUUAUUAUGAGUAAUUAAUAAGCCCCCCUCUAUAAUAAGACUCCUCUCUUUUAAGCCCCCCCCCCCAAGGACUGAAAAAAUAAGCAAGCACCCUUAAUAUAGUUUUCACGGUAAUUGAAAAACUGACAAACUGAGUAUAUCACAGAUAGUCACUGAAGUCCUCGAAUAAGCCCCCUUCUUCAAAUAGCCCCCUCCUUCGAAUAAGCCCUCACCCUAAAGUUAUUUUUGUGAACUUAGUCCCCAUCCUCGAAUAAGCCCCAAUAGGCUGAGCAGGUAUACAUCUGAAUUUUUAAGCACACUGACAAGGCUCAAAUGGAACAAGAAGCUUUAACCUGGGUAAUAUUUCUGGCUGCUGCUAAAUAAGCCCCCUACCUUCGAACAAGCCCUCCUUCGAAUGAGCCCCCAUCCCAAAAUACUUUUGCCAAGUAAGCCGCCUAUCUCUAUGGCCGUGUACGAGCUCCGCGAGUGACGAAUUUCCGGUUUUCAAUUUACCUCUUCUUCACAGAAUCAGUGCCGUACCACGCCGCACAAUGGCAUUUUGUAACGCAUCAUUUAUCAAUGGCAUUCUAUCACGGAAUCAAACAUUAAUUAGAAUAUUCUGACGUAGAUGAAAGAAGAAGCGGAGUUUUAAUACAGCGUGUGAGUUUCUUAGAAUUGCCGUUUCUUCUGGCUCCACCUUAAAUCAUUUAGCCAAUCUGUUUUAAAAGAGAAGACUUGUAGGUGAUUUGGAGUGAAACCUCUCCGUAGCUUGAUUUGCUUCUGACGCCUCAUACAGAAUGGGCCUAACUUGUGGUAUUUUAUGUAUGAAGUAUGCAAUUUUUAUCUUCAGUUUCAUACUUUUGAUUUCGGGCCUUGGAGUUCUUGGUUUAGGAGUUUGGUGCCGCAUCGAGGCAAGAGACUACGAUUCUAUUGUUGGAAGCGAGGGUCUCUCAUCGGCAGCCAAUGUUUUGAUUGGUUCCGGCUGCGCUAUAGUGCUUAUAGGUUUAGCUGGCUGUUAUGGAGCUUAUAAGGAAAGCCGACGCUUAAUGGCAGUGUUUUUCCUUGGUUUGUUUCUACUUUUUGGACUUGAAGUUGCUGGUGGCUUACUGGCCUUUCUGAAAAAGAACGAGCUCUACGGCACAGUCAAAGAAAAUAUCCACAAGGCUGUUACACACAUGUAUGGUGGGGAAGAUUCAUUAUCAAAGACCUUUACCAAGACCAUGGACAAAUUGCAACAAGAGAUGAAGUGUUGUGGGUUUAACUCGACAACAAAUUGGAAGGAUUCAAGUUGGUAUAGAAACAGGGCCGACAAAAAGAUGAUAACACCAAAGUCAUGUUGCAAGAACCAAAAAGCUUCAAACUGUGGCAAGGCUGACAGUGUUAACUUCGAGAAGGGCUGCAUUCAGGCAUUUAAUGACAUAAUCAACGGCAAUGUUGGCAUCAACGGAUUGGGUGGGGCAGCGAUCGGCCUUGGUGGAUCUCAGAUCAUUGGUUUAGUGCUGACUGGGUGGCUCUAUCGAGCAUUUGGUGUGCAUCGCGGAGGACAUACAAUGCUGACUCCGGGGAUUGUUUGAUUUUGGUGAUGUAAAGACAGAGACAAAUUUCUGCAGCGGAAUCAAAGCCGCAGAAUACGUAACAUUUAUUGGAUAUUAACAAUGCAACACCCCUGGAUAACAAGCUUGGUAAAAGUCUGAUUGGGCAACCCCAACAGUCGCGUUCUCGCAAUUCUGAUUGGCGUAUUUCGAUCCACAACUGUGUGUAUCUCUUUUCUAGUAUGGAUUUUUCGGUCAUUAUUCUGGCAUUUUAUACUUUGCGGACAAAAACUUUUAUAUGUCUUAAAAUGUUUCUCUUUCUCCUAAAUAUUGUAAUGCAAUAAUUUUUUAGCAAAUGCAUUUUUUCACGGUUAAGCAAGAGAUUGAUUUUGAGCUAUACCCGCACAUUUUAGUGACACUUGGGUUGGGCUAAUAGAAUUCCAAAUUUUCCAGUUAUAAUCCAGAGGACCUAUCUUUUUUAAGAUCCAUUUGAAGUCAAAGAAAAUCACUUUGUCAAAAUUUUCGCCAUGAGAAAGAUCUCUCUGCUAGGUUUUGGCCUUGAGAGCACGUUUGAAGCUUUCUCAUUAUGUAUUAUUCCCUUAAGAUACUUUUAGGGUGUAAAACAUAAUGAGAUUUAUUUAUACAUGAUUCUUGCGGUUGUAUUACUUUAAGAUUAUUUGUUCAAAAGUUCUGAUUGUAAUUUUCGUUUGUGAAGUUAACCAACAGCAGAACUGUCCUGUCCUUGUUUAAAGUCAAACUCUGCCUUUCAUAGAACGGUAUAAGAAAGAAUUAUUUCUUACUUAUAUAACUAGGGGUAAAGAAGUGGCCUAAAUGAGUUAUGCCAUCAUAUAUAUGGGACCUUUCUGAAGGCAUUUCCUUGCUAGGAUGGAAGUUGUAACAAAGUAGGCAGGCAAAAUCUUAUGCAUUAUGCAGUUCCUUAUUAUCUGCAAUCGGCCUAGCUAAAUUCAGUUAAUGACGUAACAAUUUAUCCGUUGUGAAAGCUGUGUCACUCCUCCUCCUCCUCCUCCUUCUCAGUGACACAAGUUAUAUGUCGGAGAGCAGAAGGUGCAGUCCUGUCAAUAUCCCAUUUACUUGCUAAUUUGAUGCCCAUUUGGGAAUUAUUGUGGUAGAUGCAUUGUUCUACUUUGCAGGAGGUAACUGAUGUUCGCACAAUGAAAAUGCUGAAGACCUGCUAAAUUUUGGAAAAUUGGUUUUUUCUUUACUAAAAUUUGGAUUCUGCUGCAUUAAAAUUAGGAUUCUGUUUCACUACUUCUGAUUGGCCUACUUCGACCCACAAUAUGGGCUGGGGGUUAGUUAGGGGGUGAUGUUACCAAACAAACAAGAGAGACUCUUGUACAAUAUGAUGCAAAAUAACAACAGCAAAAGUAGAAUUUUUCUACUUUUCUGUAUUAAAAACGAGGGGUUUUUAGCCUCCCUGAGCCCCCAGCAAUACACCCCUGGUUUUGACGUCUUACAAUCUGAGAGUUUCACACAAAAUGCUCUAGCACGUUUGCGUUUUUCAAGGCCAUCUUCACUGUCUCCUUAGCAAUGCACAUUUACGAGGAUUAAUAAAAACAAUAUUACGUUAAUAAAUAACCGAAAUUUCAAACAUUCAGAAAACAGGCUGAGCUAGUGUAAAAUGCAAUUUUGAAGAACAUUCUAUCUCAAAAACGAUUAUUGUUAGUGUUUUUUUGGUGAAUAUUCAGACUUGUUGGCAAACGAAUGUUGUCUCACUCACUUUGUUGGCAAAGAAUACCUGGAAACCUCCCUAGAGCGAAGAAGCUAGCAAUCGCACUGCUUGAACCCUAUUGAUUUAAGAACAAAUUAAGAACGAUCUAGCCUCAGAUUUUCGAGAAAAUUAAGAACAGUCAGUCUAAACUACAAUUUACUGGCUCUUAUAACAAAAAGAGUGUAUUGCUUGCCCAAAGUAAAGCAGCUUCGGAAUGUCGAAGCACAGUUCGUAACGAUGUGUCCUCUUUCCAAAAAAGUAAGACAAAAUAUUGAAAAAAAUAUUGCUAAAAAAUUCAAAAUAUGAAUGAAUUUGUUUGGUUAUUAAAGGCUCUUGCACAACCAUCAUGCUUAGCGGCAGUUGUCUUGAGAAUUUGACUGUAUGUUGUAUCCUUAAGGCCGGUUUCCACUAGGCGAAUUCUUUCGCGCGAAUCGAAUUUUUGCCAAUAUGAGCAUGCGUGGUGUAAUGUUCUCAGAUUUUGCAGCAAAAAAAUUCGAAUCGCAGAAAAUAGAUCGUGGCCUACUCUAUCGCUACGAAUAUUUUUCGAUUCGCGCGAAAGAAUUCGCCUAGUGGAAAUCGGCCUUUAGGUCGGUUUUUUGAAUUAUAAUCGCAAAGCAUGCCGGUUGCGCAAGAGCCUUUAAGUCAAAAUAAUAAGGACUGCCUUAACUGGAUAGCAACAUUUUUCAAAAUGUUAGAUAAUAAGAAUCACAAUGUUAAAUAUUGCCUAAUGCAAACUCAUAACAGUUGAUAUCGUUUUGUCCUAUAAUCUACUCUCACUGGUUUUUUUAGAUAAACUUUUGUAUAUAUCGCUGAUAGCAAUAAUUUAACGCGUUAUAGUUCACAGUAAAUUCUAUUACACUCCAAAUUUGUAAUAAGAUUAGAGACCAUCUUUGUCUCGAUACCUUUUGAUUAAAAUAGAUCAAGAAAUAAAAAGACAAUAUACUUCUUUACGUCAUUAAGAAUAGAUUUUAGAAAUUUUUCAAUUUUGACCAGAUAACAAAGAGGAACUUUGGCCAACGAAAAUUUGAUAAGAUAUGGCCAACGAAAGAUUUGGAAAUUGUGCGGAUUACUGUUAAUUUGGCUCUGUUCAAAACGUUACGAGACAAAAUUAUAUGUGGACAUGGCCGGUUGCAAAAUCAACUUCUUUCAUGGAAAGGUAGCCUGCGUGCAGACUCGACUUUGGGAAAUUUUGAGUCUGCACGCAGGCCCUGUUCAGCAGCUUUGAGGUUAACACCUAACACUGAAACCCGGACUUGGUUCCUGUAAAACGUGGAGAAACUCUUUGGUGUCAUAUCAUGAGAUCCGAUGAGAUCAUCAAAGCAAGAUCGCCAUCGCCAAAGAAAACUGUGAUGGAGAAAAGUAAUUAUUCUUAGCUUAACUCGCGAAAUUCUUGAGCUACCGCAUUUUAUUUCAAGUUAUCCUUCAAAUUGUUUCCUAGGUUUCCAUAUCCAAAUUAUGGAAGCAGGAAUAUUAUUCAUAUCUACCGCACCGCACGGUGUGAAAAGCGGAAAGGAAAUGGUCAAU